Messenger RNA from Melanaphis sacchari, 2289 nucleotides. It is a transcript of the gene Hr78, whose product is annotated as orphan steroid hormone receptor 2. The transcript has 11 exons. Gene Ontology annotation, molecular function: zinc ion binding; RNA polymerase II cis-regulatory region sequence-specific DNA binding; nuclear receptor activity. The coding region runs from base 379 to 1839 and encodes 486 amino acids. Lineage: Eukaryota; Metazoa; Arthropoda; Insecta; Hemiptera; Aphididae. The record is from RefSeq and is a predicted model, not a curated record. Gene Ontology annotation, biological process: anatomical structure development; regulation of transcription by RNA polymerase II; cell differentiation.
GUGAUUUCCAUAUCGUAGGAAAUCUUUCGAUUGUUUAAGUUUAAUACAUUAAUUCAUUAUUGAGAGUUGUGACUCUCCAUCCACACUCGACUGGACGGCGUGUCGCGUACUCGCAUUUAAACGACAAUCACUUUUCGUAUUCGUCACCCAAUUUGUUUGUUUUUAUUUCUAUCGAACUCGAUUUCAUCAAUUUACACGUCUUAGUUGUUAUUUUGUUAAUUUUUUUGUUUCUAAAUUCUUUCGAGUGCUUUCGGGUCUACAUUGUAAAUUAUUUUUUUUCCAUGGCGUUGGUCCAGAAGAAUCCACAGACCAAAAGCUUAUUAUAUUAAUUACGGACCUAACAAAACAAACAUUUAAUGUUGGAGUGAUUACACAAUUAUGAAUAUUGACGACAUGAUUGGCAACGAAAAAAUGCAUUCUUUUUGUUUACCUGUUGAAUCAUGCGUAGUUUGUGGAGAUCGAGCAUCAGGCCGUCAUUAUGGAGCAAUUAGUUGUGAAGGAUGUAAAGGUUUCUUCAAAAGAUCUAUUCGUAAGCAACUAGGCUAUCAAUGCCGAGGUACCAAAAUGUGUGAAGUAACAAAAAAUCACCGUAACCGUUGUCAAUAUUGCCGUCUUCAAAAAUGCCUGUCUAUGGGAAUGAGAAGUGAUUCUGUGCAACAUGAAAGAAAACCAGUUACAGAUAGAAUAGAAUCUAUUCAUAAUAUGUCAACUAGCCCGGACAAUAAUAACAUUCCAACAUUUUCGUAUGCAAAUAAUUCAUUUAUUAAAAAUGAAAUGCCAUUUAUCAAAAAUGAUAUUCAUUUCAUUAAAACAGAAAUACCAUAUGCUGGAAAUCGCUCCAUGUAUAAUGAUCAAACAGCAUUGAAUUUACUACAAACAUCAAAUGAAAAUGAUUCAUCUAUCAGAAAUCAGAAUUAUAUGGAUUAUUAUAUGGCUGAAGAUGAAGAAUCAUCAGUUAGCCAUUCUCCAAAUAAUGAACAGGAUAUUAAACCAUUUAAUCAAGACAACAAAAGCCUAUUAGUGCUUACAUUGGACUCUAUGACAAAUGCUACCCAACAAAAUUCUAAUGGUACUGAUUCAUACGAAGUUGAAGUGCAGAGUAACAUUGUUUUAGAUAUUUCUGAAGAUGUAAUGCCAACUGUCAAUGUUAACUUCCCAUUUCAAUCACCUAGUCCUAAAUAUGCAUACUUAAAUUUACAUUUUAUUUGUGAAAGUGCUUCAAGAUUAUUGUUUUUGUCUAUAAAUUGGGUUCAGAGUCUUCCAGUUUUUCAGCUUCUAACAUUUGAAGUACAGCUCAGUCUGCUAAAAAAUUCUUGGUCACAACUAUUUAUCUUGGGUUUAACUCAAUGUGCACAAGCAUUAUCAUUGAUACCAGUACUUAGUUCUAUGAUAACUCAUUUACAAAAUGGUGAAAUUCACAACUCGUCCAAUUCCAGUAAAGCUAAGGAGCUUAUUGACUACCUCAAUAGAAUACAAGAUUAUAUUACAGAAAUGGAAAAUAUUGAAGUGAAUGAAGUGGAAUAUGCAUAUUUAAAAUUGAUAUCUUUAUUUAAUACUGAUAAUCCUUCUGAAAGACAACAGUUAUACAAACUACAAGAAAAAGCUGUCAAAGAAUUGAAACAGCAUUUGAUUAAAGAAUGCAAUGAUGAACACCGUGUAGCAAUAUUAUUGUUACGACUUCCAACUCUACGAUCAUUACAACCUAAUAUCAUAGAAGAAAUAUUUUUUUCUAGUUUGUUAGGCAGUUUUCAAAUUGAUGCUGUUAUACCUCAAAUUUUAAAGUUAAAAUGUUCAAAUACAGAGUAUGAAGAUUUUGUUUCUAAAAACUUUGUAUCAUAGUUAUUAUGGUUAAUCAUAUUUAUGGUUUGAAAGAUGAAGACAACUUAUAGAUAUGAUAUUCUUAUGAAAUCAAAAAUCAUCAUGAUUCCCAUUAUACUUUAUGGUAAUAAUUUUAUUUUUAUUUGAGAAAUUUUUGUUAAACUAUUAUUUGUCAAGAUAGUUAUGUGUAGUUUAUAAAGUGUAGUUAAGUUGUAGUAGACAUAGUGUAUUGGAUGAUAUUUAUUAAUGUUUGCUUAGCAGAAAAUAUGCAAUGAUGGGAAAGUGGUUGAAUACCAGGAAUAGUUAAAAACUGGUGUGCUCAUUUUGCUGUAAUUUCAAAAUUAUUGUUCUCAUAAAAUUCAACUAAUGAUUGCGUCACGGUUAUCUGUGAGUAAUUAUGCAUGAUUUAUUCUUUUAAUUUUGAAAUUGGGAGUGAUGACUUUUAUUUCUAAAUAAUUUUCAAUAGAAUAU